AUGGAUGACGCCUGUGCCGCCACACUGCUCUCCAACAGCCCUUGGCCGGGGGUCCGCUGUGGCCCCCGUGAGCCUCAUUCCAUCUGGGCCAGGGGGACAAUCAGCAGUGGAGGCCAGGAACGCGCUGCUCUCUGGAACACUCUGGGGUCCAAUGUCACUGAGUUGGACACCACAGCCAACGUGACAUCCCUGCCCAGUAAGGUCGAGGAAGCGGCCAAAGUGAAUGAUGUUGUUAUCGAGGUGAACAGGGUCAGCGCCUCAGUCAGCCCCGUCGUCACGGUGACCCAGAGGGCCGGCCGCAUGCCCCUCUCCAAAGAGGAGCAGGGCAGCGGCAUGCUGGGAGAAGAGGUGUUGCCAGCCGAGGAGGAGGUGGUGGCCCCACCCAGGAUCAGCCCCGACUCAGCAGAGACAGAGCUCCUUCUGCCUAGCAACCCCCGUGGCCCCGAGGAGGAAGAGGAUGAAGAGGAGCACACCGGCCCACCGUGGCUGAACGCCAGAGACAACGUUUUUGACCUAGACCGCCGCUUCCGAGAAGGAGUAGCCAAUCUGGCCACCACCACUGCCCCUCCCCCCGCCGCCGCUAACCCCUCUCGCCCAGACGUCCUCACCGUGGACUUCUUCGACCCCGCCUCUCGCGGCCACGGCCUGGACCUAGCCCUUCCCUCUCCCUCCUCUUUGGCCCACGAGCUCCAGGGCGGCGACCCCACUUCCUGGGCCAUGCCAGACAACUACGACUACCUCACGCCGUACGAGGAGGGUGCGUCGCCCACCCCUGAUGAGUACUCCUACAGUACCACUACUGAUACCUUGGAUGGGGAUGACGACUUGAGGCUAACUGCCGAGCCUCCAUCCCGCUCCAGGCCAAGGGAUCCCCCAGGUUCCGGCUCCUUCACCCCAGACAAGAGGCUGCCCAGUGGGGAUGCUGCUGCUGCUGCAGAGGGCCCUACGGCAGCCCCUCCAGCGUUACCCGUGGAUGGCUCAGACGGAGCCGGUGGCUGUCGCCAGGGCUACGUGAAGCAGAAUGGAACCUGCCGCUCCCCCUGCGACACACUGCCCAGCUACUGCUUCAACGGAGGCCAGUGCUACCUACUGGACGGCAUGGGGGUCUUCUGCAGGUGUAAUGUCCAGGACUACAUCUGGCACAAGGGUUCCCGCUGUGAGUCGGUGGUGACAGAGUUCCAGGUGCUGUGUCUGACCAUCGGGGCGUCGGCCCUCAUGGUGCUGCUGCUCUUCAUGAUCAUCGUCUGCUUCGCCAAGAAGCUCCACGUGCUCAAGACCGAGAACAGCAAGCUGCGCAAACGCAGUAAGUACCGGCCUCCAUCGGAGCAGCACAAUGAUAAUUUCUCCCUGUCCACCAUCGCUGAGGGCUCCCACCCAAAUGUAAGGAAACUGUGCGACACCCCUCCUAACGUCCCUCAUGCCCGUGCUUUGGCUUACUAUGAUAACAUUAUCUGUCAGAAAACCAUGAGCAGAUACACCUGGGAGUGUAAGACCAAAGAGGAGCCCGACAGUGAGGAUGAUCCUAAUGCCCAGAACAAGCUGGAGGACCCCGUGAAGGCCCCGGUGCCCAAGGAGGACGACUCCCUGAACAUCCACAACUCCCUGACCCCCAAACACGAGAACCACAAGGUACUGGGCGAGGAGAACUCCUCUGAGGUAAACUCACUGCAGAACAACAUGAUGUAGAAGCCUGGGUUGGGAUGAGAGCUCCAGUCCUGCUCUCUAUCCUAGCCACCACGCCUACAACUGCUACCACCAGCCAACCACCGUCUACAACACGGCAACACUGCCACCAAGCGGGCAAAGCCGCUGGGGAAAAAAAAAAAAAAACGCGCCACCCGAGCUGAAACUCCUCCCCGACCUGCCACCGCCUAUAGCGACCCCUUACGCCCAAUCACGCCCCCCUGCCUCGCUGCCCUGCCCCUUCGUUGCUGUCACUCUGCUCCCCCUUACCCCCUGCCCGCACGCACAUACACACACCAGAAAACACAAACAGACACACGAAAACACACACACACAUAUAUAUGUACAUACACACACUCACAUAUACACUCAUAAUUCCCCUGCCUGCAUUGGUGUAUUUUGUAAAAAGAAAAAAAAUCAUAUGGAGUUUAAAAAAAGAAGUUAAACAUUGUAAAAAAUAUAAAAGUUACUGAGAGGUUUCGAUGUUUGUCUGACUAAUUAAGUGAGUAUGUAUAAAUAUAUGAAAAAAAUGCUUGGAUUGAUAUAAA
This is a messenger RNA of Salvelinus namaycush (lake trout), 2231 nucleotides long. Its product is annotated as chondroitin sulfate proteoglycan 5-like. The transcript has 8 exons. Gene Ontology annotation, biological process: nervous system development. The record is from RefSeq and is a predicted model, not a curated record. Bases 1 to 1686 code for a protein of 561 amino acids. Lineage: Eukaryota; Metazoa; Chordata; Actinopteri; Salmoniformes; Salmonidae.